AUGGAUGACAUCGGUCGGGAGUCUUAUCGCCGAGAUCGUCUUUCUCAUUAUUCAGUGCAGUAUUCAGUUGCCGUUGCCGUUGGUGCUGAAGACUCUGACUCUGGAGACUUGUUCCAAUAUGGCCCUGCUACGUUCAUUUGGAACAACAGGAGAUGCCACGGUGGCAAGUUUCAUGUGGAUGUCCUGAACGGUAAUGACGAUGAUGUCAUCACACAGCUGGACGAAGCAUCUGCGAGGUUGGAUGAUCGAUUUGGCUACACUAUGAGGUAUCACAGCAAGGUACAACGAUGCACUGGCAAUGCCAUUCAUCUCGCAGUAAGCCGUGGCCACCUGUCGACGGUGCAGCUACUCUUGGAACGGCGUGCCAGCAUCGACAGCAUGACCCAGCGGGAUCAUGAGGACCACUACGACGUGAUCCAUGCGGCCGUGUUCCGAGAGGGCCGUGGAGGCUGCACUGACAUGAUCAAUUACCUGUGCAGCCAGUGUGCGAACAUUGAGAGCGUGAACGCCAACGGUCAUUCAUGCUUGCAUUUGGCUUUCCAGACAGGUAACGUUGAGACGAUACGUGUUGUUCAGCAGGCCUGUCGAAUGGGGCAUGCGGUGCAAAAUGAGCAAGACGCUGACGUCAAUUUCGACUGGCCGCAUCGGCUGCAGACCCCUCUGGAACGUGGAAUACAAUUUGGCAAGUUAAGCGCCCAAGCCUUGGCUGAACUGGCCCCCAUCAAUGGCAGCAGCCUCCGGACUUUCAUACAUUAUGCUCCCGAGUGCAUCCCAAUGUUCAUGAGCUGCGCCUUGGAAAAACAGCAGUCUGGGGGCCGAGUGAUGCAGCUCAUGGCACAACAGCUGACUUCCAAAGAACUCGCGCAGCUUGUGCGUGACAGACCUGAAGUUGCUUCAACGUUGCUGAACAUCCUCUCAGCCACACCAGAGACCAUGGGCAGUGGGCCAGCUGGAGAUGAGGGCUGGCACCCGCUUCCGCAGAGAGUUUCAUUUGCGAGCAGGAAUAGUGGCCUUCGCCUUCUUCAGUACACAAAUCGCCGACUGGUCUUCUAUGAGUCGGACAGUGAUUGGCUUUUUGAUGCCGAUUCGCGGGAAGCCCCCGAUUGGCACCGCAAGAUCAUCAGCGUCAAGUAUCCCCCCAUGCUGGAGGCUUCCUUCUCGGUUUGCUAUGUACCGAACCUUAUCUCGCCCGCCUUCUUCUCAGCUCUCUGCUCUCACGCUGGGGGUCCCGCUGCUGAAAGUGUUUUCGGUUGCAAGCCCAUACAAGCUGCAGUUUCAUUCGCCUUCUCGAAUGGCCCAGUUUUGACAGAUUCUUUGCAGUUUAAUGCUGCUUGCUGGGGACUGUUUCUUCUAGUCCUGGAAACUAUUUCCAGACAUGAGCUGUCUGUGGAAAGUGACAAGAGAAAUUUCGAUGUCCAGAUGAAUGAGGGAGUCUUUGGCCCAAGCUUUUUGGCAGAGGAUCAACGUUGUAAUAUCCAUUUGAAUGAGGGCUUAGGCCUACCGAGACUUUGCAGCGGGGUUGUUGCCGACUGGAUCAUUGCUAAAGGCAUCGUAGAUUUGGUCCUGGAGGCCUUUCAACUGUAUGGAUGCGCCGCCACGUUUCAGGUUUCAAGCUAUUUCACUGCUGACAACUUGUGGGACCUCAUUCGCAGCAUUCUCCCACUUGCAUUGGUUGUUGGCUAUCAGAAUCGGCUGCUGCACCUUCUCAUCGUGCUGAUCUACUGGAAGGGGCUUCUUCCGGCUUUGAUGUUCACUAUCAUUUGCUUUGCUGCGCUUACGCAUGCAAUGUAUACGGUGCAAGUGAGCCCAAGCUACCUUUGGCCGGAAACCAUUUACGAUGUUUUCACCAAGCUGAUUGUGCAGGGUCUGCCUGAGCAGCUACCAGAGGACCGGUUGGAGCUCAUGCUGUUGUAUGGAGGCGUGCUGUUCUUUUCCAUCUUUGUCCUGAACAUCUUUAUUGGCGUCAUUGGGGAGCAGUACUCAAACGAAAGAGACCUGUCAACUCAGAAGUUCCUGGGCCUGCGGGCUUCCUCAUGCUUGACAUUCAUGUUGCGAGCUUCAGUGAUUCCCUGUAACCUUUGUAGCUCAGUGACAGCGGGGAUACUGGGUUGCACGUGUACAGUUGCUGCCUUGCUGCUGCAGAUAUCGGCAGUUGCAAAAGGAUGGCAGCUGCCUGGCAUUGUGCAGUUCCAGGCGUUUCUAGCUUGUCAGAUGACAAUCUGUCUUUGUGCCUUUCAGUGCCGUGGAAUGCCAUGGCCCUCGUUGCCCACAACUAUGGGCUACAUGGCGCUGCACCCUUCAGCAAGAUCCUCCGACCGGCGAAG
Messenger RNA from Symbiodinium pilosum, 2324 nucleotides. NCBI's taxonomy places the organism in Eukaryota, Dinophyceae, Suessiales, Symbiodiniaceae. The record is from the annotation of a GenBank genome assembly.